This is a messenger RNA of Chaetomium fimeti, 2710 nucleotides long. Its product is annotated as fungal-specific transcription factor domain-containing protein. The coding region runs from base 138 to 2519 and encodes 793 amino acids. The transcript is spliced from 4 exons. The record is from RefSeq and is a predicted model, not a curated record. Gene Ontology annotation, molecular function: DNA-binding transcription factor activity, RNA polymerase II-specific; DNA binding; zinc ion binding. NCBI's taxonomy places the organism in Eukaryota, Fungi, Ascomycota, Sordariomycetes, Sordariales, Chaetomiaceae. Gene Ontology annotation, biological process: DNA-templated transcription; regulation of DNA-templated transcription.
ACAAUCUGCGAGCCCGGUGGGCUGGAUCGCUGGAUCGCUGGGUCUCUCGGACCCGAGCGGCGUGCUCGCCUAUCCGGCAGACGGCCAACCGACACACACGUAUACUUAGCCCUACAUAACCGUACGCCCCAUAUAUCAUGGCCUCCGGACAGCCUCUUCCCGAUCCUCCGCCGCCGCCAUCGCCCCCGCGGGGCCCCGCGCCCGAACCGGCGGCGAUGAAGCUGACACGCGGUCACUCUUGCGUCCUCUGUCAGCAGCGAAAGGUCCGCUGUGAUAAACAAAAGCCGUGUGCCAACUGCGUCAAAGCUCAUGUCGAGUGUCGCGUGGUCCCGCCGCAGCCACCCCGGCGUAGGAAGAAGAAACCGCAUGAGCGGGAUCUCAUCGAUCGCCUCCGGAAAUACGAGUCUCUGCUAUCUCAGCACGGUGUCAACUUCGAACCCAUCGCCCAUGAACUCAAGCCUUCGGAUCACGGGGACGAUGUUGCCGACCUUGAGCAUGAUCUUAUCGGGCUCAAAACCUCCCCAUCGAGCUCUGCCGACCAUGUCUCGCCGGAUCAAGGCCAUGACAGACAAAAAUGGGCUCCCAUAGUGCACGAUUACCGAGGAGCGGAUGAUGAUUCUUCAGACGAGGAUUACGAAGGCCCGACAAUACACAAUGCCUAUGAUACCAUGUUCGAGAACAGUGAUGGUUUCCCCUUCGUGGUUGGCGGCUCGCUCGCCAGUGUGACCAACGUUCACCCCAGCGCCAUCCAGAUGUUCCAGCUUUGGCAAAUAUACAUCAGCAACGUCAACCCGCUCCUCAAGAUCACCCACACACCUACGUUACAGGCGCAAAUCAUCAGCGCGAGCGCCAAUCCGGCCAAGAUCCCAAAGCCGCUCGAGGCUCUCAUAUUUGCCAUCUACUUCGCCGCCAUCACUUCUCUGAACGAGGACGAGGUCCAGAGCACGUUCGGCGAAGACAAGGUCAUUCUCUUGGGAAAAUACCACAACGCCACCCAGCAGGCGCUUGUCAACGCGGGCUUCAUGCGAUCCCCCGAUUUGAUGGUGCUGCAGGCGUUAUUCCUCUACUUGCUAUGCGCUCGCCCGUAUGUCGACCCCCGAUCCAUGUUUUGCCUUCUCGGUAUGGCGUUUAGGAAUGCCACCCGCCUAGGCCUUCACCGGGAUGGGUCUCAGUCCGACAUGUCGCCGUUUGAAGCCGAGCAGAGGAGACGGCUAUGGUGGCAAAUCGUCGUCUUCGACAAGCGCAUCGCGGAAAUCACCGGAUCAACGGUGACGGCUUUGACUUCUUGUGCCGGAGACACGAGACUGCCACUCAACAUCAACGACGCAGACCUCAACGUCCACGCCAAGGACCAACCUGGUCCCUACAGCGGGCCUACCGAAAUGGUUUUCUGCCUUACCCGGAUAGAGCUCACCGUUGCCGCGUCGCCCGAUAAUGUGCGGCGGGCUAUCACGACCCCUGGAGGGCGGCCGCUACACAAGCCGAUGGUGCAUUUCAGCCCAUCCCCUUCGUCACCCGACAUCGUGUCACACGUGGCUAACCAGAGCCUACCUGAUAACCUUGCGAAUUUCUGCGCAUAUGUGGAGAACUUAUACCUCAAGCAGUGUGACCCCAAGAUUCCGCUGCACUACUUCACACUUCUCAUGACACGGCAAGCGCUGUGCAAACUGCGUAUCAUCGACUUCCUCUGUCGGACGGCCAACACCGACAACGUGGACCAAAGCGAGCGAGACAGUUACUUUAUGGAAGCCCUUCGUAUGGUGGAGUACGAUAACAUCAUCCAGAGUUCGGAUAUGCUCCAGGGCUUCCGGUGGUAUACGUACGCUCACUUCCCCUUACCGGCCUACCUUUGUUUAGUCUCGGAGCUGCGGCAUAGGACCACAGGCGAACUCUGCGAGCGCGCUUGGAACGUCAUGGUCGAGAACCACGACCGGCGCGGACUCUUGCGGCGCCUCAACCGCAACCCCUUGCACAUCGCCUUUGGUCGCUACUUUGUCAAGGCCUGGGAUGCUCGCGAGGCGGCAGAGCUGCAACUGGGCCGUUCCCUUACCACGCCCAAAGUAAUCACAUUGCUAAGGGCCACCUUGGCCAAAACCAAACGGCCGGCCCCGAUGCCCCCGGCACGUAAUGGAACGAAUAUGGGCAUGCCAGGCGGGCAGCAGGUCCCCGUGCAGCCUAUGAUGCCACCCGGGCCCGGAAACGCCCCAGGAAUGGCGCCCGUCGGAGACAUGAACAUGCCUCCGGCGGGCAUGCCGUCCGCGGGGAUGUACCCCGGCAAGCCGAUGUCCCAAGCCCCGCCGCCACAGCCGAUACCUGGUGUCGGCGUGGGCAACCCCAUGAUGAUCGACGAGUCGAUGAUGUACUCGGGGUACAACGACAUGGCGCCCGUGUAUGGCAACCCGCCGGAAAUACAAGACCCCGAGGCCGGCGGGAUGGACUGGGAGUACUUGGUCCAACUCACCUCCCUAAGUGGGUUCAACCCCACGAACGGCUACUACGUCCAGGGCACUGGGGUGUAGGCAGACGAACACAUUUGGGCCCUGCUGCGGGUGCACGAAAGGGGGCUGUGCCCUCGCCAUUCGGCAUUGCGCGCCUCCAGAUCGAGCCGGGUCACAGAACUGCGACCAAGAUGGAUAUUGUGAUGAAUAUACGGACGAAAAGGAUCCGGCAGCGGAUGAGUUGGACUGAUGGGCGGCGCUGCGGCUGACUA